Molecule: messenger RNA, 312 nt
Organism: Bathycoccus prasinos
Lineage: Eukaryota; Viridiplantae; Chlorophyta; Mamiellophyceae; Mamiellales; Bathycoccaceae
Product: histone H4
Exons: 1
Coding region: 1-312 (103 amino acids)
Biological process (GO): nucleosome assembly
Cellular component (GO): nucleosome
Molecular function (GO): protein heterodimerization activity; structural constituent of chromatin; DNA binding
Source: RefSeq, a predicted model, not a curated record
AUGUCCGGCAGAGGUAAAGGUGGUAAAGGUUUAGGUAAAGGUGGCGCCAAAAGACACCGCAAGGUGUUGAGAGACAACAUCCAAGGCAUCACGAAGCCGGCGAUCCGUCGUUUGGCAAGACGUGGUGGCGUCAAGAGAAUCUCUGGUUUAAUCUACGAAGAAACCAGAGGUGUCUUGAAGGUGUUCUUGGAAAACGUUAUCCGUGAUGCGGUUACGUACACCGAACACGCCAGAAGAAAGACGGUCACCGCCAUGGAUGUCGUCUACGCGUUGAAGAGACAAGGCAAGACCUUGUACGGCUUCGGCGGUUAA